Athalia rosae (coleseed sawfly) is the source of this 6293-nucleotide messenger RNA. RefSeq lists its product as uncharacterized. Gene Ontology annotation, biological process: regulation of DNA-templated transcription. Bases 467 to 1990 code for a protein of 507 amino acids. The record is from RefSeq and is a predicted model, not a curated record. Gene Ontology annotation, molecular function: DNA-binding transcription factor activity; cis-regulatory region sequence-specific DNA binding. Lineage: Eukaryota; Metazoa; Arthropoda; Insecta; Hymenoptera; Athaliidae. Gene Ontology annotation, cellular component: nucleus. The transcript is spliced from 6 exons.
UUGAGACUGAGGUUUAACGCGCGCUAAUUUGAGUCCUAAUUAAUUGUUGGGGAGGAUCGAAUUUCUCCGACUUUUUAUUGUUCGUGUUUACUUGACUUGACGCCUGCCAACAAUUAUUUUCGAAUGAUUUUAAGCUGUGGAAUAAUUGAAAGGUUGAACAUCGACGGUGAUUAUUAUCGAACACCAAAAUCGCUUUGAAUAUACUCUGGAUUGCUUCCAGCAUGAAGAUUAGGGAUGUCAGGGUUGCUUAGUAACAGGGAGCCUGGUUGCUUAGCAACAGCAUCUCAGGUUUAUGGCCGGCAAGGCUAUUGAUGCACCUAUGGACCUACACAGUAUCUGGCUUUUCAUCCAAAUUAUUGGAGCUACAUGACAUAUUCUACGAAAUUCAAUUUGUGAUUUUAGAUUUAAAAUGAGGCCCAUCUAAAGUGAGACAUUUCAUAACGUUGACCAACACCGCUGAGGUAAAAUGGCCCCAGACAAACCUGAUACAGCUGGUGUGGAAACCGCAGUUGGUUUAUCAGUUACUCGCGUAAUCAACUAUGGAGAUGCAGUUUAUGCUUUAAAAGAAGGAGACAAUGCCAGUGUUUUCACCGAGUCGAAUUCCGUUGAUGGAAUUAAUGAAGAAAUAAGCAUAAACGAGAAGUCUGUCGAAAAAAGUAGCCAUUCAGAUGAUGAUCUAACAUCUCUGAGCUGGUUACAUCAACAAAAUCUAUUGAAAGGAUUGGAGAUUUCCAACCCUUCAAAAAAUAUACAGAGUUCUAUCAGUUUAAACAACAACGUUUGCGACGAUGCCGCUGAUUUGUCAGAGAACACAAAUUCUAUUUCGAGUUUAGAUGAUGGAUACUCUCCAGUAUCAGAGAGUAGCAAAAAAACAAGUAACUCAAAUUUGACGCUGAAUCAAGGGCAAAGUUGCUUGAAUAAAAGUAAAAGUUACCAGAAAUCCGUGCAGAUAUACCAGGAGUCGGUUAAAAAUCAUUACAACUCCGUACAAAAUAACCAGGCAAAGAUAUCUUUGAGUAACAACAAUUUGCCCGUCUCGAAUCGAAACAAACAUCCAACUCACAUACCUUACGAUCCUCAUUUACACAGGAACAGUAAACCGCCAUAUUCAUUUUCGUGUUUAAUAUUUAUGGCAAUUGAAGACAGUCCUGUAAAAGCACUUCCUGUUAAAGAAGUGUAUGCCUGGAUUCUUGACCACUUCCCAUACUUCAGAAACGCACCGACAGGAUGGAAAAACUCUGUUAGGCACAAUUUGAGUUUAAACAAAUGCUUUCGAAAGGUGGAAAAAGCUCCGAAUCUGGGCAAAGGGUCGCUUUGGAUGGUCGACGCUCAGUACCGUCCAAAUCUGAUACAGGCACUGUCGCGGGCACCAUUUCCUCCUCUAACUGCUCAAAACCUUUCCUCGCCUGAAAAAAUUCCUAGAAAAAGUGCCAGCACACGUUUACCAGACCCAAUCUUAUUUCCAUAUUUGUCAAAACGUCUUGCUUCCAGCAAUAUCGGAGACAGCCCAGAAACUGAGAUCGAUAGCGAUGUUGACGCUGCUGCUGCUGCUAUGCUAUCUUUCAAACACGGACCUAUCAUUUUGAGUCAUAACAAAGACCGCAAAAGAAAAUUGGUUGAGACAGACAAAUUAGUGCCAAUAAUUACCAGGAGCUCGAGCGAAGACCACACGUAUAGCUGUAUCACAUCAAUAAAAUUAGAAAGCAAGAGGUGUGGCGAUUUGGAUGCAGUUGGGACUGAUUUUGAUGAGCAAAGAAAGAUAGCAGAGGGUGCAGAUGCUCUUCUAAAUUUGGCAGGUGUCAGCACACCACUCAUUCAAGGAAGACCUUUAGCGCAGGGUGGUGCACCAGUGCCUCUAAAAAUGCAUGAAAGUCCAAAAAUGAAACGGCGUUCAAAUUCAAGUGAGUUUUCUAGCAGCUCUGAAAAAAAGCGGAGACGUUGGCGAGAAUGGGGCGAGGGGACUCGAUAUCUCAAGCAAGUUAGGGGUUAGUAUCAAAUACUUUAAAGAGUACUACGAGUCACUUUUCAGGGAUUGGAAUACUGGUAAUUGGUGUAAAUUGAUUCAUACUGGUGCUUCAAUGCCAAGAAGGGGCAGCUAACUUUUUGCCCUUCAGUUUAUAAAAAUCGUUUUGAAUGAUUAUCAGUUUUCCACAGAUCUAAUGAUAUCAAACACCGAUUCUGUGGUGUUCCGAUUAUUUCCAAGUGUUACGUACUACUCCAUAUUGUAUCUAUUACCAUCACGCUAAUGAAGGAGUCUAGUUCAGUGUGUCGUUAUAGUUUUUGAAGUGUUGUGACAUAGCGUAGCUUCAUAUUGAAAGAACAGAAGGCAUUGCUCUCAUUUGCAGUCUACUCAUGUUUAUCAAAACCAUAUUCAAACGAUACUCAUAAGGUGUAUGUAAUACAACAUUAGAUUUUUAUUCGUGAGAAAAAAUCUUUCAACUCUACUAAUCUUACAAUUAUGUUCAUUAUUUAUUCUCGAAAAAUUCAGCCAUGUGAUUUGUUCGAUUAAUUUUAUGGCAAAGAAAGAUAUGAUUGGAUGAUGAGUUCUUUUCUGCAGAAAUGAAAACAAUUUUGCAUUUUGAAAAAUUUCUAUACAUUUCAAUGAAAGUUCAUCGACUAAUUGUCUCUGAGAAACUAUAUCGACACACUCUAAUAAACAACGAUUGUAUAAUUAGGAGCUCGCAGAAAUACCGGAAUCAAUUAAUUUCAUUAAACAUGAUUCUAGUUUAUAUAAUGUAUACACAAAUAUACCUAUAAAUAUGUACAUUGUUGUCUGGUAAAGGGGUAUUAGGUAACUUUUCAAGUCUUCUUGACGAUAAGAAAAAGAAUUUUUAAUUAGACGCUAUCCAAACUCGUUAUUUAUUCAUUUACUUUGAAUAAAGUUCCGUCAUAUGAAUUGGCUAAUAAAAGAAUGCUUUGUAAGGUAUUUCUGUAUGCUCGGAUUUUGCAGCUCGCCCAAUGCCAAAAUAAAUCCAGUAGCACUAAACUUCAAGCAAUAAUAGAGUAAUGGUGAAAAUUAAUUUUUAAGUAUACACUGAAUAACAAUUUAAUCAUUAGUGAAUACAAGACAUUGACGCAUAUAAACUUAAAGAAAAGAAAAUGGAGAAAAAAGCCAGCAUCAUUUUUAGAGUCAUUGAGAACGAAGCUCUGUAUUUAAUUCCUAGAGAGUUUAAUUAAUGAUAAAUAGAGGAAUUCUACAAUACAUUUUUUCUGUAGAUAUGUAUAGAGAUACAAUUGAUUAUAUUAUUCGAUAGAAAAGUUGAUAAUAUAUUUGAAAAUAUAUAACGUAGUCAGGAAAUAUAUUAUACGGUUUUGGGCGCAGGUCGUAGGACUGUAUUCGAACAAAGUUCAAACCUGCAAUCCGCGUACCAUAGAUCAACUAUUCAGAAAAGUCUGUCAUUCUCCGCGUUUUCUACUCUACUCGUGGCUAUAUUGAGAUGAUUUUAAUCUGUGCUGUACAUAAGUAGGCCCUAUGACGCGUGUAAAGGCUGAUUUGUUGCCUGUACCAAGUUCGGAAAUUCUCAUUUUCAACUCAUCAUCGAUAAAAUAAGAGUAGAUCUUUUUCACUGAUAUUUCGCUUAGUUCUGUCGCUAUUUACUCCGAUCAGAUGAUUGAAAAUUAGGAACCAAUCUCAAACCCCAAUAGCUAAUUGUAAGUAAUAAGCAAAACAAUUCAUAAAACUACCGUAUCGAAGUAACUGACACAUUGAACUCCUUUUCUGUUUACUAGCUUAAUAUGGAUUCUAAUACUUGUAGGGCAUAUUGAUCUAUUAGCGAAACCUAUAUUUUUAAUCUCUGUAAUAUCAACCAAUUCAGCAAUUUGAAUUGACGAUGAGUUGAGAACUCCAAAUUUAAUUCAGACGCAGGCUUAAAAAAAGAAGCUUCUGAGUAAAGUUAUGUGUAUUGUAUAAUCUAUACUAUAGAGAGAAGGUAUAUUUUUACAGGGCUCUGCCCGAGUGAUAAAAGCUCUUCCUGAUGAUUCGCUACUUCAUGGUUCAUUAGCUUAAAGUUUUGACGAAUUAUUUUCUAGCGAAUUUAACAACACUAUAAACACUCGACACGUGCCGUGGCACGACUCGAACAAUGCUGUUUAGUAAAAAUUAAAGAUAUUCAAUGAGGAGUGCAGAAAUAUGUACAAACAUGUGGAUACUUGUAUGAUGUGCAUAUUAUUAUAACAGCUAGUAGAUGGAUAGUCACAUGAUGUUGAUUCAAUAUUUUUCUUGUUUUUGAUCUUGUCAUUUGCUUUCUUAAAUAUCCUAAUCGAUGUUUUGUGACUAUUGGUCGAAUUAUUCAGACAUAUCUUUAUUUUGUUACUCGUUUGUGAUUUCUUGUACAGCAAUGUAUUCGAAAAUCAUAGGAGCCUUGACGGGCCGUGCUGCCAAAUCUUUUUUAUGUGAUUGUAGCUAGUCUACUGCGUAGGGGCAUCAAGACUAAGCGCAAGGAGAAAAUAGCUAUGGAUAUCAAAGUAAAUGGAAAGUAUUUUCCUCCUUUUUACCUUCAUAUUAUCAUUUCUGAAAAUUACAACAGCCAAUCAUAAUAAUGAUGCAAAAAGCUAUUAUGAAACCAUAAAGAAUGCCUUGUGAGCACUUGACAAACAAAUGUAUACUCAAAUUGCUCUAAAAUAAAACGGAGCACAUAACAUUGUUCUGUGUCCAUGCGUUACCUUUGAUAUCGAUUAGUAUUAUUUUCUCCAUCAGGCGCUCAGGUCGAGAUUAAAUAACCAUGCACCCUAGGAUAUAAUAUACAUAGUGAUGUAACUAAAGUAAUAAUUUAUCAAUUUAUUAAACUAUUAAGACUAGCUUCCGUUCGCUACGACUGAAGGUCUGUUCUUCCAUGUAGCCUAUUCUAAAUUAGAUGACUAGAGGGGGCAUUCGAACCCGUUCAUCAUCACAAUAGAGGUAGCUGGUCGUUAAGUUAAGUUAGAUUAAUUGGUUAGCAACAUAACAUAACGUAAAGCAAUAUCUACCAGUAACACCUGAUAUCGGAAGAAAUACUCUUGAUCAGCCGGUUUCAUCAAUAUUAUUGUUUUACCCUAUGAUUUUUAACGUUAAUAUCAAAGAAUUUCUACCAAUUGUUAAAUCGCACAUGGAUCGACGAUCCUACUCUAUACUGAAUUUGAAUAUGGGGAGACAAAGAGAAAGACAAGAAUUUGAAUAUAUUUCCAUGUCACUACGCUAUUUAUCUCGAGAUGAAUUUGCUGUACAUAUUAUCUAGUUACUCGCAACUAAUGCUAGUCUCUUUAAUGAACCGUAACGUUUAAUCGAACGUGGCAAUCGUAGACGCGACCAAAUUCUCUGGUAUUAACGUACAUUGCAAUUAUCUGUUGAGUUUUUGUUUUAUGAAGAUAAAAUUUGUCUUUUAACGUAGAUGAGAAAGGACUAGAAUAAAAUAUAUGUUGGGAAUUAAGAUAAGGAGAAAUAAAAGAGAAAGGAGUCUAAAUUAGUAAGAAAUGAAAUUGAAGGAAAGAAAUUGUUUAUCUGUGUUUGUAUAGCGGAAAAUAGUGAAGGUUUUUUUUCUAACUUUUUUUUUGUAUUUUUUGGCACGUGUGACAAAACUGGCUGAUACACAAAUUUAAUAUAUGAUGAAAAGUGAAAAUAAUAAAAGUAAAUACUAUAAUAUAAGAAAAAAUGAUGUUUAUUAAAAAAAAAAUAAUACACUAGCCACGGACAAUCAAGAUGCAUGACAACAUGAUAUUUGAUUUGCUUCCGUUGUGUGACGUGCCAAACAGGACCUUUCAUUUGAAAUAUAUAUAUAUAUAUAUAUAUAUAUAUAUAAAUAUAUAAUUUAUAAUACGAUAUAAGAACUCUGUUGGCGUAAUAUAUUAUAUUAUAUUAUGUUAUAUUAUAUUAUAUUGAAUUACCUAUAUUGUAAUAGUAAUUAUUAUUGAUAAUUUUAACGAAUCACUGUAAAAUGUUUGUUAAGUUUUUUGGCCUUGCUUGCAAUUAAGUAUAAUAUUUUAAGCUUUAUGUAAUUAUUACGACAGAAUAAUCUUAUAUAUACAUAUAUCUAUACAUAUAUAUAUCUACCGAAAAGAAAUGAUAGAUUUAUUCUGUAUUCGAAUCCCUAUUAUACAUAUAGGUAUAUAUUAUACACACACGUGUAUAAUAUACACGUGUAUUAUAUAAUACAAAUUAUAAUACAUAUUGUACAUUGGACUGUUCUUUAUUAUUUAUAGAUAUGUAUAUACAUCAUAUAUUGUAUCUCCAAGCCGAAAGGCUAUCGAUGAAAGCAAUUAUACUUUAUGCCAUGUAACAGCUGCAACACUAUUACAUAAAAAUCGAUUUGAAAUCAAAA